UGCAACGCGAUUGCUCGGGUCUUCCUCUAUGAACAGCGCAGUAAGGAGGUUCUGGCGUGGAAGAGGCGGAACUACAGUACACUGGGGGAGUUUGUUGUGUGUGCUGUCAGAGCGCUUGGCCGAGCGUGUGCAGUUGCAUGGUGGCUCCAUUUAGGAUUGGAGAGCGUGUGAUCUGGGAGAGGCGGAGGAGAUUGAGGGGCCGGAAGGGCGGAGGAGUUUGCCUUUGGGGGUGGCUUAAGGCUUUGCGGAGCAAGAGAUGCUGGUGGAGAGCCAACGGCCCUCUUGGGCCCCUGCGAUGUUAAGCGGCUGUGUUUGUAAGGAAUCAAGUACAUCCACUGGAAAAAGUGUACCAAAUGAUCUUCCCAGAAGAGCAACUAAGUUGUGAAGAUUAGGAAAAACUAUGAUGAAAAUACUGUGACUUCAGCCUUAAUACCUUAUGUUGACAUCUUUGGUCUGUUCAGAAAUGUUUUUUGCAUUUUCAAGAAAAAAUGUGUCCCAAAAAUUGAGUUUACUGUUGCUGGUGUUUGGUUUUAUUUGGGGCAUAAUGUUACUGCGCUACACCUUUCAGCAUCCAAGGCAACAGAGCAGUGCUGAGUUGCGUGAACAAAUACUUGACCUAAGUAAAAGAUACGUUAGAGCACUGGCAGAAGAAAACAAAAAUAUAAUGAAUGGUGGAAAUGGAGUUGCAAUGGCAGGAUACGCUGAUCUCAAAAGGACAAUUGCAGUUCUUCUUGAUCACAUUUUGCAACGCUUGGUCAAACUGGAAAACAAGGUUGAUUACAUGGGUGUAAAUGGUUCAACAACAAAUACUACAAAUGGAAACUUGAUGCCAGCAACUACAAGCAAACGGGUAAAUGCAGCAAGCAACAUAAGAUAGCAUUCAAAAUAGCUUUACACAGCUGUAUCUGCUAAAGAUCUAGCUCAGUUUUAAUAUAGAAAAGCAGCAGUUGGCUCAAGAAGAUCUGUAUCCUGUUGCAGUAGGUGAUGCUAAACACAUAAGAGUCCUACCUAAAAAAAUUAUAAAGCUCUAAAAAACUGUGUGUUAUAGCUCUUUCACAUAGUAGUGCUGUACAGUAUCUUAUUUAAAGAUAUGCUGGGAACUAAUGUAGGAAGCUAGUAUAGAAAGGUAAUGUGUAAAUUGUUUGAAAUUAUAUGGCAAUUAUGGAAAAGAUAGAAUUAAUAUCUAAAUAUAAAUUUAAAAUAUCUUGGAAGAGUUUUGCUUAAUCUUGUGAUCUGGUUUACUAAUGUGAAGCAAUGAAGGAUAAUGCCUUUAACUUGAGUGCUGGGAAAUAUGUAUACACAAAGUAUUUUCACAUCACUUUUACUAAUUAACUUUUUUUUACACAAUCAUGGUGAUACCAUGGAUAACAUCCUAAAAUGGUGAUCCAAAGAAUGUCUUCUGUUUGCACUAUCUGUGAAAUAGAGAGAGAAUGUAUUUAAAAAAAUACUGUUACACUUGUGAAAACUUAGAAGUAGCAAGAGCACGCUUGCUAGAGAACUAAGGCAAUUAGAUGAUCAGAGUUAGACUGUAAUUUGUGAUGAUAUAUAGCUGUUCCUAAAUAUUUUGAUGUAUGUAUUUAGCGACUAAGACAAAAUCUAAGUCAUAGAAGUCACACUUAUCAGGAGUUGAACAUUGCUGGCUUUUUAUUCAUUGCCUUGCUUAUGAAUAUAGGUUAUCAUACAGCCUAUGAUAAAUGUGACACACUUAAGUUCUUGAUUUUUAAACAAAACAAGAGGGAUGGCUGUGCUUAGAUGAAGGUAAGCAAGACACCUUGAUGUUUACUAAGAGAUGUGCUAAAGGGGCACUAUCUGGCCCUGCUGCUGUGUGCUUGCCUUUUGAAAUUAGUAAUUGAUGUAGAAUGAUAGUGCCUGGUGGAUUUGCAUCCAAGCGCUCUUAUGAUGGACUUGAAAGCAAGUGGGAGCAAAGGUGAAUACUGCCUUAUAUCCAUGUUAGCCUUACAGCAAGAGUAUUGCAGAAUAUAGCAUUAUACAGUGUGCUUUCUGUAUCAUACAAUUCUAAAAUAAAGUGCCAGUCUUGACUUUUGAUCUAUAUGGAAUGGUUUCCAAGUAGUUAUUUCCAUUUGCUUAAAUAUUUUGUGUACUUUUAAACAGAACUUCAUUUAAAGAAAAAGAAAAAGGUCUGUGGUGCAAGAUACACUGUUCGUCCCAAAUGAUUAUUCCUGCAGAUUUAUGUAGAAUCAGGAUAGAAUGAAAAUAAAUAAAAUGAAAUGUGUCUGA
Molecule: messenger RNA, 2238 nt
Organism: Pogona vitticeps (central bearded dragon)
Lineage: Eukaryota; Metazoa; Chordata; Lepidosauria; Squamata; Agamidae
Gene: CCDC126
Product: coiled-coil domain containing 126
Cellular component (GO): membrane
Source: RefSeq, a predicted model, not a curated record